This is a messenger RNA of Carassius carassius (crucian carp), 4811 nucleotides long. Its product is annotated as NACHT, LRR and PYD domains-containing protein 12-like. The coding region runs from base 182 to 3688 and encodes 1168 amino acids. Lineage: Eukaryota; Metazoa; Chordata; Actinopteri; Cypriniformes; Cyprinidae. Gene Ontology annotation, molecular function: protein binding. The transcript is spliced from 11 exons. The record is from RefSeq and is a predicted model, not a curated record.
CUGAAGUCGCUGGAGGAAUUGGACAAAGAUGAUCUGAAGAAGUUUCAGUGACACUUAAGGAAACAUGAGUGUAUAUCAACAUCUGAAAUGGAGGAUGCAGAUUGAUUAAACAGUGGAUAAGCUGGUGGAGUGUUUUGGGCCAGAAGAAGCUGUGAAGAUCACGGUCGGCAUCCUGAGGAAGAUGGACAAGAACAAACUGGCUGUUCAGCUGGAGGAAGAACACAAGCAAGCUGAUAAAUAUCCAGUCCAGAUAAGCAGCAGUGCUCAGCCUGGAGCCAAUGUUGUUGAAGUGAAAGCUGAAACAGGUGCAAGUGUAAAUGCUCCUGUACUCGCUGGAAGCACCUUCACUGGACCAGUACACUUCAACUUCAGCUCACACGCUGCAGGAAACGAUAAACACAAAUGCUCAGAGACAGCAGAGAAUAACAGAGAAAAACAAGGCUCAGCUGCAGAGGACAGUAAAGCUACUUAUAAUGAUUACACUAAGGUCUUGAAGGACAAGUUAAAACAGCAAUGUGAGCGGAUAUUGGUUGGUAAUUCCCAGACGGGUGAAAAUAAAUACCUGGACGAUAUUUACACUGAUUUAUAUGUGGUGGAGAAUCAGACUGGAGGAAGAACGAAUGAACACGAGGUGAGACAGAUCGAAUCAAAUCACAACAGACUGACUGCCAAGGACACGCCGAUCCAGUGUAAUGACAUGUUCAAAGACCAUAUGGGUCGACAAAACAGAAAAGUGCUGACAGUGGGGAUUGCAGGAGUGGGAAAAACUGUCUCUGUCAAUAAAUUCAUCCUUGACUGGGCUAAAGGAAAAGAAAAUCAAGAUAUAAUCUUCAUUUUUCUACUCCCAUUCCGUGAACUGAAUUUGAUGAAAAAGGAGUACAGUCUCAUGGGAUUGCUUAACACAUACUGCUUUAGUGGCCUUAAAGAGCUGACAUCUCUUCCUGAAGAUGGCAAUAAGGUCAUGUUCAUUUUUGAUGGGCUGGAUGAAUGUCGCUUCUCUUUGAGCUUUGAAGAGGGUGACAGCUUUACAGAUGUUAAUAAGAAAACAACAGUGAGUAAGAUAGUUACAAGCCUAAUCAAGAGACAUCUGGUUCCCUCUGCUCUCAUCUGGAUCACAUCCAGACCAGCAGCAGCCAGUCUGAUACCCCGACAAUACAUUGAUCAGGUGACAGAGAUACAAGGAUUCAGUGAUGAGCAAAAAGAGAAGUACUUCAUCAGAAACCGCAGUCCUGAGGUUGCUGAAAACAUCAUCCGUCACAUCAGAAAAUUCAGAAGUCUGUACAUCAUGUGUCACAUCCCGGUCUUCUGCUGGAUCUCUCUCACUGUUCUUCAGCCUCAGCUGGUUCAAGAGAGCAAUGACAAAACACCUACAACCCUCACAGGGAUGUACACAAACUUUUUACUUUCUCAGAAGCAGCAGAUGAAAAUAAAAUAUUGCAAGGAUCCUAAAACUAAGGCUGAAGUCAUGUCUUUUGAUGAGAUUAUUCUGAAGCUUGGGAAACUGGCCUUUAAACAACUACAGAAAGGUAAUCUGAUUUUCUACAAUGAAGAUCUUGAGGAGUGUGGGCUAAAUGUCAAUGAAGGGUCUGUGUACUCUGGGUUAUGCACCCGGAUGUUUCAGGAGGAAAAAUCUAUGUCAGAGAGAAAUGUUUACAGCUUCAUACAUCUUAGCAUCCAGGAAUUUAUUGCUGCUCUCUAUGUGUUUUUUAAUAACAAAAACAAGAAAGCAAACCCAUUUCUAAAAUCCUGGAAAAAAACGACAAAUAUCCUGUCCACAAAGCCACUGUUUGAACUUCAUAAAGCUGCAGUCAAUGAGGCUUUACAAAGUGAGAAUGGACACCUGGACCUCUUCCUCCGAUUCCUCCUGGGUCUUUCAGUAGAGUCCAAUCAGACAGACCUGAAGGAACUACUGCCAGGACUGGAGCUCAAAACAGAGGACACCAAAGACACUGCUGACUAUAUCAAAAAGAAAAUAGAGAUGGAGGAAUCAACCGAGAGGACCUUCAAUCUGUUCCACUGUCUGAACGAACUGAAAGAUGAAUUUCUUGAAGAAUUCCAGAAGAAUCUGUGCUCUGGAAAACUUUCAGAGCAGAAUUUCUCCUCUGUUCAGUGGUCAGCUCUGGUGUUUGUGCUCCAGAUGUCAGAAGAGACUCAGGAGAAAUUUGAACUGCAGAAAUACAGAAGAUCUGAUGAAGCACUGAAAAGACUGCUGCCAGUCAUCAAAAACACCAAAAGAGCACUGCUACAGUGCUGUGAUCUCACUGCUCAGUCUUGCGAGAGGUUGUCAUCAGUUCUACUGUCAUCAAACUCUAUCCUGAGAGAGCUGGACCUGACUAACAAUGAUCUGCAGGAUUCUGGAGUGAAGCUUCUUUCUGAUGGACUGAAGAGUCUAAACUGUCAACUGGUGAUUCUGAGGCUAUGUGGAUGUAAUUUCACUGCUCAGUCUUGUGAGAGUUUGUCGUCAGCUCUACAAUCCUUAAAUUCCCAUCUAAAUGUGUUGGACCUGAGUAGCAAUGACCUGCAGGAUUCUGGAGUGAAGCUGCUUUCUGAAGGUCUGAAGAGUCCAAACUCUAAGCUGGAGAUAUUAAGAUUUUCCAUCUGUAAUCUCACUGCUCAGUCUUGUGGGAGUUUGUCAUCAGUUUUACAAUCCUCAAACUCUGUCCUGAGAGAGCUGCACCUGAGUAACAAUGUUCUGCAGGAUUCUGGAGUGAAACUUCUUUCUGAUGGACUGAAGAGUCCAAACUCUAAGAUGGAGUUAUUGAGAUUUUCCAUCUGUAAUCUCACUCAUCUGUCUUGUGAGAGUUUGUCAUCAGUUUUACAAUCAUCAAGCAACUGUUUGAGAGAGAUAGACCUGAGUAACAAUGACCUGCAGGAUUCAGGAGUGAAGCUACUUUCUGAUGGACUGAAGAGUCCAAACUGUCAGUUGCAGAUUCUGAGGUUGUCUGGCUGUAUGGUGACAGAGGAGGGAUGUUGUUAUAUAUCUUCAGCUCUGACUUUAAACCCCUCACACUUGAGAGAGCUGGAUCUAAGCUAUAAUCACCCCGGAGAUUCAGGAGUCAAGCUGCUCCAGGAAAAACUGGAGGAUCCAAACUGCUCACUGGACAAAUUCAAUGUGAAGAAUGGAGGGGAAUCCAGGAUUACAGCAGGACUAAAGAAAUAUGCCUGUUUUUUCACACUGGAUCCAAACACAGCAAACACUGAUCUCAUUCUGUCUGAGGAGAACAGAAAAGUGACCUGUGUGCAAGAGAAACAGCCGUAUCCUGAUCAUCCAGACAGAUUUGAUGUACUUCAGGUGUUGUGUAGAGAGAGUGUGUGUGGGCGCUGUUACUGGGAGAUUGAGUGGAGUGGAGACUAUGGUGUGUGGAUAUCAGUGUCAUAUAAAAGCAUUAGCAGGAAGGGACGGGGUGAGGAGUGUGAGUUUGGACGUAAUGAUAAGUCCUGGAGUUUGAUCUGCACUCCUGACAGUUACUCAUUCAGACACAAUAACAAAGUGACAGAUCUUCCUGUAGAGUCCAUCAUCAGGAGAAUAGGAGUGUAUGUGGAUCACAGUGCAGGAACUCUGUCCUUCUACAGCAUCUCUGACAGAAUGAGACGCAUGCACAUAGUCCAGACCACAUUCACUCAGCCGCUCUAUCAUGGGGUUGGUUUUUUUUCUUAUGAAUCAUCAGUGAAACUGCUGAUGAAUUAGAAGAGUCUCACAAGAGAUUCUACCCAUAAUUCUUUGAGCUGCAUUAAUCAGUAACAGUGGGAUGUUAUAGAGUCUCUUCAUGACAUAAAAUCAAUCAAUAUCAACAAAAUAAAUUUUUUCAAUGCAGAGGAAACAGAAGCGGGACUUCGUAUUUGUAUUUACCCACUGUUUAAUGCAGGACAUGAAUGCAUUUGACCUGCAGUUACAAUCGCAUAAAUAAUGUUUUGAUAUAUAAGACAUAAAAUGUUAAAUACUCAUUUGAAAAAAAAACAUUAUUAAUAAAAUCAAAAGAUACUUUAAAUGUGAAAUUAAAACUGCCAGUAGGUGUCAGAAAGUCACUUAAUAAGUGAGUCAUUGCGAUUGAACCGAAUCAUUUAAACUGGUGAUUCUUCAGGAACGAAACACCAUCAUUGCGGAGAGAGGCAAAACUGUGCUAUGGUGGCUGUCUUUGGAAUUAUUUUUAUUGUCGAAAUAGAGUAAAAACAGGCAAUAUGGUGUCUAGCAUGCAAGUCUCUUAAUUAAAUUCUUGUUUAUUGAACUGUUGUAAAAAACAAUCUGUAUGUAAUCAUGCAGAUUUUUUAAAAUAUGGCACUCUUCAUGUGAUAUUGAUUUACUAUAUGAAAUUAUAUAAAUAUAUACAUUUUCUGCCCCAUAUCUUCAAUUGUGUGCAUUUUAGCAGACUGAAUCAUACAGUGAAAGAACGCACUCUAAAUGUGCACGCACUAGUGUAAUCUACCAGACUUCACAGCACUAUAGGUGUUUUGUAUGGUUUUUGGCAAAAUAUUGAUCAUGUCAAAUCACACAUCAUUAAAAUAGCAAUUACAAUAUGAUCAUAGACAAUAUAUAUCACACACCCUGCACCACUAUCUGUUUGGCUAAUUUGUGCAAAACCUUUUGCUAAACUGUCAAAGCUUAAUUUUAACCACCAAUGCAAUGAUGCAAGUUUUACCUUAUCUCUGCGUGCUUGCAAAGGGUUGAUGUCAAGAUUUUAUAAGCUGCUACUUUGGUCUUUCUAUGCAAACACAACUUACAACUUCAUAAUAGAGCUUAAAUAUGGCCAGGGCUUCACUUAAUUUCCUUCGAGUUCGAUGAUUUGACAGCUGCAGUCAGGGAAAAUGAAAGA